Messenger RNA from Cylas formicarius (sweet potato weevil), 3752 nucleotides. It is a transcript of the gene Pka-C1, whose product is annotated as cAMP-dependent protein kinase catalytic subunit 1. Gene Ontology annotation, biological process: peptidyl-serine phosphorylation. The record is from RefSeq and is a predicted model, not a curated record. Bases 323 to 1384 code for a protein of 353 amino acids. Gene Ontology annotation, cellular component: nucleus; cAMP-dependent protein kinase complex. The transcript has a single exon. Gene Ontology annotation, molecular function: ATP binding; cAMP-dependent protein kinase activity. NCBI's taxonomy places the organism in Eukaryota, Metazoa, Arthropoda, Insecta, Coleoptera, Brentidae.
UCAAAUGAAGUGAAAAUCUGGAUUUGAGGUAGGGUCGUGGCCAUUUUACAUUAAUUCACCUCAAAAAAUCGCGAAAAUUUACGUCGAUCGCGCGCUAAUAUCCGCGAAAUUUCGCCGUUAGUGUGUAACGGACUGUUUUUACGUAACGGAACGGACGUUGAGGUGGAAAUAUGCCAGUGUUUAGUUGGUGUUGACACAGGACAAUUAUUAUUAUUGUGACAUUCGUUGCCUCCGCCGCUGUUGCAACCGAGAAUAAACUUGGUGCUUUAGGCGGAGCGUGGAAAUUAAAGUCGAAGCCCUGGAAGGUUUAAAAGUGCAAACCAUGGGCAACAAUGCCGCUACGGCGAACAAAAAGGUCGAUUCCGCGGAAUCAGUCAAGGAAUUUCUUGACCAGGCCAAAGAGGAUUUCGAGGAAAAGUGGAAGAAAAAUCCCACGAACACCGCAUCGCUCGACGAUUUCGACCGAAUUAAAACAUUAGGCACCGGAUCAUUCGGUAGGGUGAUGAUAGUACAACAUAAACCCACCAAAGAAUACUAUGCGAUGAAAAUACUCGACAAACAAAAAGUGGUAAAACUAAAACAAGUGGAACAUACUUUGAAUGAGAAGAGAAUUUUGCAAGCGAUCAGUUUUCCUUUUCUUGUGAGCCUCAGGUUUCAUUUUAAAGACAAUUCAAACCUGUACAUGGUACUUGAAUAUGUGCCUGGUGGUGAAAUGUUUUCUCAUCUGCGGAAAGUUGGUCGGUUCUCUGAACCCCAUUCCAGAUUUUAUGCCGCUCAGAUUGUCCUUGCUUUUGAAUACCUUCAUUACUUAGAUCUGAUAUACAGAGAUCUGAAACCUGAGAACCUGUUGAUAGAUUCUCAAGGAUACCUUAAGGUUACCGAUUUUGGUUUUGCUAAGAGGGUUAAAGGUCGUACUUGGACCUUGUGCGGGACACCCGAGUAUUUAGCACCCGAAAUUAUCCUGAGCAAGGGAUACAAUAAGGCAGUCGAUUGGUGGGCCUUGGGUGUAUUGGUGUAUGAAAUGGCUGCGGGCUACCCUCCUUUCUUCGCAGACCAGCCUAUACAAAUUUAUGAGAAGAUUGUUUCUGGCAAGGUGCGUUUUCCAUCCCACUUUGGUUCUGACCUGAAGGAUUUGCUGCGAAACCUUUUGCAAGUGGAUUUGACUAAACGAUAUGGCAACCUUAAAGCAGGUGUGAACGACAUUAAAAACCAUAAAUGGUUCCAGUCAACAGAUUGGAUUGCCAUUUUUCAAAAGAAAAUCGAGGCGCCGUUUAUUCCUAGAUGUAAGGGCCCCGGAGAUACCAGCAACUUUGACGACUAUGAAGAAGAGGCCCUUCGCAUAUCAUCUACCGAGAAAUGCGCUAAAGAGUUUGCGGAAUUUUAAGGGAUUAUUGAAUUCUGCGUGUAAGUAGCCUUGCCACACUCUCAGGCUAAUGAUAGACUGCCGUUUGCCAUGGCUCUUCCAAAUCGCCCUGUGCUUAAUGAUUGGUCCCUCUGCAUAGUACAGAUGGGAGUCUGAACAGUUCUAUUGUUUAGUGGUGUCAGUGAAAAAAAAAAGUAGAGAUCCACCUGUCAUACCAAUUGCAGUUUGAGCUUUCGUAUUGGGUAUAUUAGCUUUAUUCCAGUGAUAUUUAUAACAUAUAUAUUUAAAUUUAAAUUUUCUAUUUGGCAUUGUCGGAAAACAAUAGGUCUGCUCCGAUCGAUAACUGUUUGAAAAAUUUAUGGUAGAAAGCUAAUGUCAGGAUUUGUGAUGGAGAUAUUUAGUGUAUAUUUUAUCUAUUAUUUAUUAGACCUUAAUGUAUAUAUUGUAUAAUAGCUGAUAGCACAUAGCACUAUUUACAUUAAAUAGCGCAUCAAGUUAAUGUUGGUCGUUCCAAUGCAGAGGAUCCAAUUUAUAGAUUUCGAUGAAUUAGUAAGCAUUGGUAACCAUUAUCAUUAAGUCCGUCUCAGUACGCGCUUUUUACUUCUGUGUUUUUUUUUCAUUUGCAUCAGAGCAAAGCAUCCGAGUGAAUAUAAUAUUUUAAAUACAAGGUCAUUGUAUGCAGACCUUUUCGUGGAAUGUUUUCUAAUAUGAAAUAGGAGGUAACGGAUACCCGACGAGGUAUAAUUGGAGAUAAUUAUGUUUUCCAAUCAAAAGAUUAAAAAAAACUGUCCGCAUACGUUUUUCAUUUUCGAAAACUUUGCUAGACUUUGUAUGAAACGAGAUUUUGCCGUACUUUCAUAGAUUAUUUCCUCGCUGUGAACGUUGCCGUUUUGCAACAAUUUAAUGAAAUUUAACGUAAGCGCGUUUUACGUCAGUCGCUAUUUGAAUUAUUCUAACUGCCCGAACCGACCGUUGACACCGACUUGGCGGAGCACUCCCUUGAAACGUUUGGGUUAUAAUUCUAUGCAAAUUUAAGUAACAUUCGGUAAAUCAAAUUGGGAAAAUAAAAAACAUGUUUUUUGUGCAGGAAGUAUUUUUUAAUCUUUUGAAUUUUUGAAAAUAGUUCGUUUUUUUUUGUAUUUUUGGUGAAGGUUGAAGGCCUUCCAUUGAAGAAACCAAUGAGGUAUCAAGGUGAGUUUUAUUAUGGAAUCGUAGAAAUCCUAGUCAAUUUUGUUGUUAUCUUUUUAUUGCUUAGUUCAAAGUUUAAAAGUAACUAUAUAUUCUAAUCAGAGAGAAUUUUAAAAGUCCAGUAUAUUACACCUACUACAUACCUACUUGUAAGGAAAAGUACAACUAAAAAAUUAUUCGAUCAACUUUGUAUUUAUUUGUUUAAGUAUAAUUGAAUUCGAUGAUCUGAUUUGUUUAAUAGGUCCCUAGAAAAACGCAACAGUUUUAACUGUGUUGCUACUGGUAGAAGUAAAAAAUCUUGUGAAUUUCGGUAAACAUUUUUCCGUGCCCCUUGAUUAUGUUAGUAUAUAGAUAUGUACAUAUUGUUCUACGCUAAUUGUUUUGAUAUAUUAGCCGCACAUACAGGAACCAAUUAAAUUGCGGUUUACAUGAUACGCGAAACGCCUAACCAGACGAUUUAACAGGUACCUGUUGUGCAUUUAUUUAAAAUUUGUUCUAUAUACUACACUCACAGUUUACAGAUAUAUAAAUUUGCGCAAAGUCCGUCUUUUGGCUACCUAAUUUAAAACAUAAAUUAGAACGCACGGAUUUAUAUUUGUUAUGGACGUUUUUCAAGCAACUUUGUAAAUCAAAGGUAUUCUUUUUUUAUAUUUCGUGUCUGUAAUCGCUUACAAUAAUUUUAAAUAUGAAAUUGUCGACGGUUUUGUUCAUGACGCGAAUAAUCUUUUUGCAUGGUAACGCAACGACAUUAAGAAACGAGCGUGGAUUUUGUCGAGUUGUAAAUUGACGCUAAUUUAAUGUCGGACAAUAAUUGUUAUCCUAUUUUGCGACAUUGUCAGAGCGUUAUCGAGUUACAUUUCUUGCUUUGUUUCAAAUUUGCUAAAUUAUUUUAUGCGCAAUGUAACAAAUACGUCAUUGUAGCAUAUUAUAAUAAACUGCGGAGGCCUUUUUGCCGUCGCAUUAUUGGAAAAUGUUGAUACUUUUCUUUCGCGCGCGACACCAACUUUCCCUAUACAAAACCGUGCGAUUUUUCCCGUGAGAUGUUAAGGUUGCAGUUCGAUUUUGUUGCUCAAGUUACGUUUUCAUUAUUUUUAAUGUUGAUUUUGACUUAAUCAUCUAGUAAAAUUAGCUGAAUGCAGUUAUAAUAAUUGUGAUAAAUUUCAAUAAAUUGGUGUAAAAUGAGUUCGUCUUUGCUUGCCGG